CAGCUGUGCUCGUGAACCCGCCCGUUAGUUGCUCGCUCGGCUCCUCUCUGGGGCUCCGCGGUUCCUCUCUUCCCCGCUCACCGCUGCUGUGUGUCGGUGUGGAUACAGCCUGGUCUGCUGGUUCUCCUGCUCCUUCAUUCGGGCUGAAAUUCUUCGCCCCUCGGCUUGCAGCUUCUCCGGACUCCGGAGAGUUCAGAUCUCCUCAGGUUCUCCUUCGGUUCCCCGCUGACUGCUCCUCUUAGGUUACAGCAUCGCUCGGGAUCCGCGCCGGUUUCUUUGACUCCUUUUUAAAGUUUUAGACCCGGUUCUUUGUGGUUCAGGAUGGGUUGGAGUGUCCCGGUUUUGCUGUCUGUCAUCUGCGCUCAGCUCGCUGCGGGAGUCCCGGACGGACCGGACGUCCAAGUGAUCGACGUGUUGGGUCUUCAGGACUCGAAGCAGAGUGUCGCAGCAGUGGAGAAGUUGUCGGGUGGCCUGAGCGCACUCAGCGACAUCUAUGUGGUGUCCACGUUUAGGCUGCCAGCAAAGCUUGGAGGAGUCCUGCUGGGCAUCUACAGCAAGCAGGACAACAGGAAGUACCUGGAGCUCGCUGUCAUGGGGAAGAUCAAUAAAGUCCUGGUUCGUUACAUCAAAGCUGAUGGGAAGAUCCACACCGUGAACCUGCAGAACGCUAACCUGGCAGAUGGACGGACUCACUCCAUUAUCCUGAGAGUCGGUGGCCUUCAGCGUACCAACAUCAACAUGGAGCUGUAUGUGGACUGCCGAUUAGCGGACUCCAGCCAGGGACUGCCGCCAUUGGUUCCUUUGCCCAGAGAGGCAGAGAUGGUGGAGAUUAGACAUGGACAGAAGGCAUACGCCCGACUCCAGGGGGCUUUGGUGUCCCUCAUGAUGGCUUUAGGUGGCAGUGUUGCUAAAGCUGGAUCUCUGACUGACUGCCCGUUUCAAGGAGACUCAUCAUCCUAUAACUCAGGUGACCACACCAAGGCUCUGAUUGGCCAGCUCAUUAUCUUUAACCAGAUCCUGGGAGAGCUGCGGCAGGACAUCAGAGAACAGGUGAAGGAGAUGGCUCUGAUCAGGAACACCAUCCUGGAGUGUCAGGUUUGUGGUUUCCAUGAGCCUCGUUCCCGCUGCUCUCCUAACCCCUGUUACAAAGGUGUGUCCUGCAUGGAGAGUUUACACUACCCAGGAUACACCUGUGGGUCCUGUCCACCUGGAACCACUGGCAAUGGGACGCAUUGCAGGGACAUCAACGAGUGUGAUGCGCAGCCUUGUUUCUCUCCCCAAGCCUGUGUGAACACAAUCGGGGGGUUCAGCUGUCUGCCAUGUCCUCCAGGCCUAUGGGGGGCGCCACUGUCUGGAACUGGACUGGACUACGCCAAAACAAACAAACAGGACUGUGUGGAUAUUGACGAGUGUGUUGAUCUGCCUGACGCCUGUGUACCAAACUCUGUCUGCGUCAACACUGUGGGCUCAUACAAAUGUGGAGGCUGUAAACCUGGUUUCCUUGGCAACCAAACAUCAGGAUGCUUCCCUAGGAAGUCCUGUGCUGCACUGACCUUUAACCCCUGUGACAGCAAUGCCCACUGUGCCAUGGAGAGAAACGGAGAGGUUGCCUGCAGGUGUAAUGUGGGCUGGGCCGGUAACGGGAACACGUGUGGCAAGGACACGGACAUUGACGGGUAUCCCGACCGCUCGCUGCCCUGCAUGGACAACGACAAACACUGCAAACAGGACAACUGUGUGUUCACACCAAACUCUGGCCAAGAGGACGCCGACAACGAUGGGAUUGGAGAUCAGUGCGAUGAGGACGCUGAUGGAGACGGCAUCAAGAACGUGGAGGAUAACUGUCGUUUGGUCCCUAACAAAGACCAGCAGAACUCGGACAGUGACUCAUUCGGAGAUGCCUGUGAUAACUGUCCCAACGUCCCCAACAGCGACCAGAAAGACACAGACAACAAUGGACAGGGAGAUGCCUGUGACCAGGAUAUCGAUGGAGACGGUAUUCCCAACGUUCUGGAUAACUGUCCGAAGGUCCCAAACCCGAUGCAGACAGACAGAGACAGAGACGGCGUCGGAGACGCCUGCGACAGCUGUCCUGAACUCAGCAACCCCAUGCAGACGGAUGUAGACAACGACCUGGUCGGAGACGUUUGCGACACCAACCACGACACGGACGGUGACGGUCAUCAGGACAGCAGAGACAACUGCCCAGACAUUCCCAACAGCUCCCAGCUGGACUCCGAUAACGACGGCCUGGGAGACGACUGUGACCAUGACGAUGACAACGAUGGCAUCCUCGAUGACCACGACAACUGCAGACUCAUCGUCAACCCCAACCAGAAAGACUCUGAUGUGAAUGGUAUCGGAGAUGUCUGUGAGAACGACUUCGAUAACGACGCUGUGAUGGAUUUGAUCGAUGUAUGCCCGGAGAGCGCUGAGGUCACGCUGACAGACUUUAGAGCCUAUCAGACGGUCGUCCUGGACCCAGAGGGCGAUGCCCAGAUUGAUCCUAACUGGGUGGUGCUGAAUCAGGGUAUGGAGAUUGUCCAGACGAUGAACAGCGAUCCUGGUUUAGCCAUAGGCUACACAGCGUUUAAUGGCGUUGACUUUGAGGGAACGUUCCAUGUCAACACGGUGACGGACGACGACUACGCUGGCUUCAUCUUUGGCUACCAGGAUUCAUCCAGCUUCUACGUGGUGAUGUGGAAACAGACGGAGCAAGCAUACUGGCAGUCCAUCCCCUUCAGAGCCAUCGCCCAGCCCGCCCUGCAGCUCAAGGCGGUGAAGUCUCGGACUGGACCAGGUGAGUUCCUGAGGAAUGCCCUGUGGCACACUGGAGACACACCUGGGGAGGUGAAGCUGCUCUGGAAGGACCCACGAAACACCGGCUGGAAGGACAAAACCUCAUAUCGCUGGCAGCUGAGCCACCGGCCGCAGGUGGGAUACAUCAGGGUCAAGCUGUUUGAGGGGACAGACAUGGUGGCAGACUCUGGGGUUGUGAUCGACACCAGCAUGAGAGGAGGACGGCUCGGCGUCUUCUGCUUCUCCCAGGAAAACAUCAUCUGGUCCAACCUGCGCUACAGAUGUAACGACACGGUGCCCGAAGACUUCCAGGCUCAUCGUAAACAAGUUCUGAUGCACAUUCAGGUCUGAGAGCUGCAGACGGACUGUUAACACACCCCACACGCAACAUGAAAAGCAUCAGUACACACAUCGCUGAACACUCACGGAGCCUGAGCUCCUCUGAACCCACUUUAACUGUAGUCUGAAUGUGAGCUGGGAAUGUGCAGCCUGAAUGAGUGAGUGUGUGUGUGUGUGUGUGUGUGUGUGUGUCUGUGUGUGUUAUGAAUGAAAUGUCGUUAAAAGAGAGAAAGCAGCCGAAAGAGUGAACAGUCUGGGGAUACAGUUCAGGAGCACCUGAACGCACCAUCAGUGUCCGUCUACGUUUGAAUGUCUCUGUUUGUUUAAUAUGAGUGACCAGCAUUGGAACAGGUGAAGCAGAACAGGUGUGCUUUAAAGUUUAGUGUCUUAGAAUUAAAUGUACUUUUUUUUUUUAAUUAUCAGUGGAUUUAUGUGUGCAUUAUUUUAUCACACAGCUGUUGAAUGCAGGAGAAGUUGUGUAUUUUAAUCUCUAUUAUUUUGUGGUCUUAUUUUGCAUUAAUAAUCUGCAGAGUGCUUAAUAACUGGAGCUAAAUGGCGGAUGAGUUUGAGCAUUUAAGGAGGAGCAGAAAUGCAUCAGUGUGCAGCAGAUGUAUAACACAUGACAAAACUAAAUCUUUGGAAUAUUAUCUCGUUCUUGUAAUUGAAAUUAACAUCAGAUUAAUUGCCUGGCUGUAGCAACAUCUUCACCUCAGGAUGCUUUGACUGCCGUGUUUCUCUUACAGUGACUCCAGUAGUUUAGUACUUUUCCAUCUGCAGGUGAAAGCGAUUUCACUGAAGAGCAGCAGCGCUAUGAAAUUACUCUCUGAAAUUUCCAGUUUUUGAGGUCAUUUUUCCGAAUUUAUCCCUAAUAUAAAUAUCAGGUUUUUCUUGUGAGCCUCCGAUCUUCAAUCAGCUGCUGUCCAGUCUGCGGUGGAGCUCCAGAAUGAAAUAAUCCAGGUCUGCUUCUGUGGAGAGAUGCGGCAUGAAAGCUGUUGUUUCUGGCUUUGCCUCGAUGAUGCGUUGGUGUGCUCGUCUUUCAUUCGUCUCCCCCCAGAUUCUCUCCUCUUUCUGCUUGUUACUGAUCUGGGUUUAAUUUAAGACUCUAGUUCAAAUUCAUCACUGAUGUUUAACACAGACGAGGACAUGUAAAUCAGCACCCUGACAGGUGCAAACACACACACAGACUUCAUUUCCAAAUUAAUGUGCAUCCACUGACAAGAAAGAAGAAGGACCAAAGAUUUCUGGACCUCUUUUGAUCAGAAAAUCUCAGUUUAACUGAUCAACAAACCAACGCAAACCUCUCAUGCUGAGACCUGAUAAGCUAACGUUACAGAGAGGAGAGUCUUUGAUUCCAGUGGAAAGUGAAAUGCAUAUUUUUGUGUGUCUUCAAAUGUACAUAUCUUUGUUGAAAUAAACCCAAACCAUGAC
This is a messenger RNA of Archocentrus centrarchus (flier cichlid), 4566 nucleotides long. RefSeq names its product thrombospondin 3a (gene thbs3a). Gene Ontology annotation, molecular function: calcium ion binding. Bases 322 to 3150 code for a protein of 942 amino acids. The transcript has 22 exons. Gene Ontology annotation, cellular component: extracellular region. Lineage: Eukaryota; Metazoa; Chordata; Actinopteri; Cichliformes; Cichlidae. The record is from RefSeq and is a predicted model, not a curated record. Gene Ontology annotation, biological process: cell adhesion.